Molecule: messenger RNA, 2610 nt
Organism: Orbilia oligospora ATCC 24927
Lineage: Eukaryota; Fungi; Ascomycota; Orbiliomycetes; Orbiliales; Orbiliaceae
Exons: 1
Coding region: 1-2610 (869 amino acids)
Source: RefSeq, a predicted model, not a curated record
AUGAGCGAAGCCUUCGGCAUCCAGUUAGCAUUCAUGUUAGAGGACAGUCGAGAGAAGACUUCACCAGCUACCGAUAUGACCAUGGCGGCGGCUACCACUGUUAAAUCAACAUUAACCCGAGCCUCUCCAAGUUCAGUCAGAGACACUUCAUUCUGCGAGAACUUUUACAAGUUCGACCUCCAACCUAAGGUAUCCACGACAUGGCCUAAAGGUUACAAACAUCCCAUUCAUGAAUGGGAGUUUUGUCCGUUACAACAGGGACAUUCGGUUCAUCCGACUAUGGAGAUUACACGUAAGAGUCGUCCCGUUCGCCCUACGAUUGAAAUCCCCCCGCACGGGAGGAGUCUGGCUCCCCCACAUGGAAAGAGUAUGUCGCUAUCGAUGAGGGCUUCCCAUAGGGAGCUUGGGUCGAGAAAAAGUAUUGCAAUCCAAUCGCAUUCUCGUGCACGGGCCAUGUCGGAAUCUAAGGCUCGUGGUUCCAUGGUCGUGUCCCCAGGUCUGUGGCCGAAGAAGCGUUUAGCUACACAGAAGUUAAACUACGAUAAGAAUCGGCCUCUUCCACCAUUACCACUGAGGAUCAAGAAGAAUGAAGGAGAGGGGCUGCAGGUCAGUCUUAGUUUCAGAAGGAAAAGAGAGAAUAUGAAGCGUCGACAGCUACAACAGCAAAUAGAGCUUGCGGGUAUUCAACCGAAUACCGGACCCACCCCUAUCAAGAUGCCGCCAAAAUAUACUCAAGAGCAAUCUCCAAAAAUUGAGGCGAUAACACCUGGGAUGGCGGAUGCAGAAGUUGUUACGAUCGGUUUUGAGGCUUAUCCACCCCCAAUUCCUGCGAUCAAUCAAAAGCAACUAUCGAAUAGGCAUGUCUCUGGGGACAACCAUGAUGAUGAUGAUGGGUUAUCAUUAUUUGACUUUAGUUUUGUUCCGGGUGCCAGUGUUGAUAGAGCGCCAGCUGAAGAGCCUAUUUCUCCCUUCAAUGUGAAAGGAGCAGUGGAUGAAAACCUCGAGACCGAUCUCCCUAUCAAAGCGAAGAGGUUCGGCUGCCUACCAAUGAAGUUGCGGCUUGAUCUUCCUGAAAGCGCGGCAUCUGGGUCUCCAACUGCAUCACACCCUCCGGAAGAUGAAGUCACUGAGAUGGAAAAGAUGAGAGAGCAAGCUGGGUCAAGAUGCGUCGGCAGGGAGGAGACCGUGUAUAAUCAAGACGGUGUCGAGGAAAGACGAUAUGUUUAUUACCCAACCCGGCUAUCGAUGGAUCUUCAACGGUCGUCGUCUAUUCUUCAGCAAAAGAGGGUUUCUCUGAACCGCCAACCUCCAUCUUAUACUCACUUCCCACCACACAACUCCCAGGGGGGUGCAUGUGAACAUCAAAAGAAACCGUCGACUUCGUCGUCGAGGUCUCAGAUGACUUUCUCAACCUUUGGUGGUACUGGUCAUAACCAUAAAUACGAUCAUGAUCAUGAGAGUCAGGUGACCGACUGUGAGGACUAUGAAGCCGACGAAGAGGAAGACAUCAACGAAAACUAUACCUGUGCUUCGUCCUUUGUGAGUGCCAGCUCGUAUCCUUCGUCUGAGAUGUCUGCUGGUGACGAUGGUUGCUUCACUCCAGUCCCACAGAGGCUUUCAGCUGCAUCAAAGCAACCCACCCAGAGCGAGAAGCAUUCAUCUAGAGCAACUACGAUUGAAGUGGAUACCACACAAGUUCUUCCUUUACCCUAUGAAAGUAAUAGACCCACAUCAGCGGCACCUGAGUCUUCUGUUCAAGCUUUCCGGCCUAUAACACCGAGGUCAUCGUAUGAUAUCAUCGCUUCGGCAGCGACACCUCAUAUCAAUUUUGGUCUUCCUCCUACGUCUAUCGAACACCACGCCCCAAGGAAGACUGCCAGUGCAUCUCAUAUUCUUGCUUCUGAGAGGCCUGAUUCUGUACAAUUGUUCAUCUCUGAAUCCCGGUUGAGUUCCAACUCAUGCAGCAACCUCAAAUCCGUUUCAGACCAGACCGUGCCGCUCGUGCCGCCGGUUCCCUCUGUAGAAAUUAGUCGAGCACUAAGCCCAGAAACAACAGCAUCUCACAUCAACAACAGUGAAGGGUUAGGAGCCCAAAGUCUCCAUCCACCUUGUCAUAAGAUGUUGGGCCGGAGAAGCCUAACCCCAACCCCGUCAAUGUUUAGGAACGGCGACGGAGGAAAUAAUGGCAAACUCCGUGUUAUCGAAGAAGAGCCUCAUCAACAACGACCAAACACCGCUCCCGCUGCGCCGGAGUGUCAAGGCUCUAGGUCGUUCUUUGAAGACUAUGACGACACAGAGGAUGUCGAAAGUGGGUUUUCCAAGGUAAAAAGGUUUUUGGCUAGAUGCCUAAGUGUGAAGUCACGUCCACUCUCAGGUGUUCAUGAAAGUGGAGCCAUGAGAAAGAAGUCAGAAGAGAAGAGGAAAGCAAAGAAGGCCGAGGGCGCACAAGAGACCAUGAAAAAGAAUAAAGAUAAGAAACAUGAAGAAAAUCCAGCACCACCGCCUAGACCCUCAUCAAGAUUCUCAAGGAUCUCAAGAAUUUCUAAACUGGGAAGGAGCAGCGGCAAGUGGAGGUGGAGUUAUGCAAUGAUGGGAGCUACAUUUUCAUGA